AUGGGUAGAAGAGCAAAAAAUAAGCAAGGGAUCCCACCAACUUUCGACGAAUUUAAUUCUUCGAAAGGAAGAAAGGGGUCUACACUGAAAGUCAACUCCGAUAGUUCUAAAAAGAGGUCCCUGAACAAUGAUGCCGAAUUAGUACCUAAUACAAAAAAGACAAAGAAAGAUAAAUUGAGAGAUCCAGAAGUAGUAGAGGAAGAGGAAAAGGAAGACUCAACUAUAAAGAGCGAUCCAGAUGAAAUUAGUUCUGCAAAAAAAUCUUUAUUCGACGAUUCUGAUGAAGAUGAAAACGAUGAAAUAGACAAUCUUGAGCUCGAAGACGACGAAUUUGAUGUCAAUAGCGACAUUUCGAAUGACUCAUAUAGCGCUGAUGAAGAUGAACACGAUAAACUUAUGUUUUCAGACGAUGAUGAUGACUUGGAAGACUUGAAUGCGGCAAACAUGGCGGCCUUGUCUAAGAAAUUAGACAAGGAGGAGCAAUUAGAGGCAGAAGAAGCAGAAGAAGAACUUUUAAAAGGAGAUAUCAAGCAACCAAAAGCACAAGUUCUCCCUACCGAAGCCGAAGAUGAGGCGCUUGCCCAACAACCAAAGGAUGUGACUAUUUAUAGAACAAGAAUGAUUGAAAUUGUAAAGGUCUUAGAAAAUUUCAAAGAGCUAGCUGAAGAAGGUAAGUCAAGGGCGGAUUAUACUGAUAGGCUACUUAAGGAUAUAUGCGAGUACUAUGGUUAUUCGCUAUUCUUAGCUGAUAAGUUGUUCAACCUUUUCUCUCCGACUGAAGCAAUAGAAUUCUUUGAAGCUAAUGAAAUUGCUCGCCCAGUUACUAUCAGGACUAAUACAUUAAAAACUAGACGUCGUGACUUGGCACAAGCUUUAGUGAAUCGUGGAGUAAAUUUACAACCAAUAGGUGCUUGGACUAAAGUGGGAUUGCAGGUUUUUGAUUCUCAAGUUCCAAUUGGUGCAACACCUGAAUACUUAGCCGGCCAUUAUAUUCUACAGGCAGCUUCCUCGUUUUUACCAGUGAUGGCACUUGACCCUCAUGAAAACGAACGUAUUUUAGAUAUGGCCGCAGCCCCUGGAGGUAAGACAACUUAUAUCUCGGCAAUGAUGAAGAAUACUGGAUCCAUUUUCGCAAAUGAUGCAAACAAGGGUCGUACUAAGUCUUUGAUAGCUAAUAUCCACAGACUAGGAUGUAAGAAUGUUAUAGUCUGCAAUUAUGACGCGAGAGAGUUUCCUAAAGUCAUUGGUGGUUUUGAUAGGGUACUUUUAGACGCUCCGUGCUCAGGUACAGGUGUUAUUGCUAAGGAUGAAUCAGUCAAAGUAAGUCGAACUGAGAAAGAUUUUAUGAAGAUUCCUCAUCUUCAGAAACAAUUAUUACUUUCAGCUAUAGAUUCUGUUGAUUCGAAUUCAUCUACCGGCGGCAUUAUAGUCUAUUCGACAUGUUCAGUUGCUGUUGAAGAAAAUGAGGCCGUCGUUGAUUAUGCGUUAAGGAAGAGGCUGAAUGUAAAACUUGUCGAAACUGGGUUACAGAUAGGUAAACCAGGUUUCACUUCAUUUCGUGGCAAACAUUUCAACCCAAAAAUUUCGUUGACUAGGCGCUAUUAUCCUCAUACUUAUAAUGUUGAUGGUUUCUUUGUAGCCAAAUUUCAAAAGGUCGCACCAUCUUCGCAUGACGUUUCGGGUGCCGGCGCACAAGAGAAGGAAGCAUUGGCAAGAGCUGAACUUGAAGAGGAAGGAAUUAUCCACGAUGACUUUGCUGACUUUGACAAUGACGCUGAUAAAGAAUUUAUUGACCAGUCUGUCAAAAGAAGUUUGAAAAAGAAAGGUAUUAAUCCCAAUACUGCGAAUACAAAAUAA
Messenger RNA from Priceomyces carsonii, 1857 nucleotides. Its product is annotated as rRNA (cytosine-C5-)-methyltransferase. The record is from RefSeq and is a predicted model, not a curated record. Gene Ontology annotation, biological process: maturation of LSU-rRNA; rRNA base methylation. The transcript has a single exon. The coding region runs from base 1 to 1857 and encodes 618 amino acids. Gene Ontology annotation, molecular function: RNA binding; rRNA (cytosine-C5-)-methyltransferase activity. Lineage: Eukaryota; Fungi; Ascomycota; Pichiomycetes; Serinales; Debaryomycetaceae. Gene Ontology annotation, cellular component: nucleolus.